CAUAAUCUUUCUGUUGAUUUUCUAUCAGAAGACUGACAAUGGCAAAUCCGAAGGUUUUCUUUGACGUUUUGAUUGGAAAGGCAAAAGCUGGCCGAAUUGUAAUGGAACUAUUUGCAGAUGUCACCCCAAAAACAGCUGAGAACUUCCGUGCCCUCUGCACGGGUGAGAAAGGGAUUGGAAGGUUGGGCAAGCCUCUACACUACAAGGGCUCGAUUUUCCACCGCAUAAUCCCGAACUUCAUGUGUCAGGGUGGGGAUUUCACUAGGGGUAAUGGAACAGGAGGUGAAUCAAUAUACGGGAUGAAAUUUGAGGAUGAGAAUUUCAAGAAGAAGCACACGGGUCCUGGCAUACUAUCAAUGGCCAAUUCAGGCCCAAACACAAAUGGAUCACAGUUCUUUAUAUGCACUGAGAAGACAGCUUGGCUGGAUGGGAAGCAUGUCGUCUUUGGGCAAGUUGUGGAUGGUUAUAGUGUCGUCAAGGCAAUGGAGAAGGUGGGUUCAGAUAGCGGGUCGACAACAUCUACGGUUGUGAUUGAAGAUUGCGGUCAGGUAACGGAAGGCUGAUUUUGAGAUGGGUAGGGAUGGUGUGAUCAUAAACCUGAAUGUGACUUUCAGGGAUGGAGUUUUGUUCUUUUCAGCAUAAUCUCCUGAAUUUUGCAUCUUUAGAGGCAUCACUGA
Molecule: messenger RNA, 677 nt
Organism: Magnolia sinica
Lineage: Eukaryota; Viridiplantae; Streptophyta; Magnoliopsida; Magnoliales; Magnoliaceae
Product: peptidyl-prolyl cis-trans isomerase CYP19-3
Exons: 1
Coding region: 39-563 (174 amino acids)
Biological process (GO): protein peptidyl-prolyl isomerization; protein folding
Molecular function (GO): peptidyl-prolyl cis-trans isomerase activity
Source: RefSeq, a predicted model, not a curated record